AAACGGUACUAGGAACUAACUUUUGACUGUAGUACAACAGGACAGAUGGGUAGCAUGCAGACUGACACGUGCACGCGGACAAAUCUACAAGUGACGGAGGAGGGGCGUGUUUCGCCAACCCCUUCCGUUUUUUUUUUUCUUGGUACAUUCGCCACCCUCUUCAAAUUCUCCAUGUUACCGUGAGAUUUUCAGUCCUUUUUCACUUAAAGCUUUAUACUUUCACAACAGUUAUUGAUAACCGUUCUAGCAAACAGAUAGGUUUUAGUCAAGACGGUUGUGAAAGUAAGGAGAUGGAGGUGGCGGCGAGUUGCUUGAAUGGGAAUUUUGGGGCCAACCACUCCUCCGAUGAGGUUUUGUCAAGAUGGAGGAAGGCUUGCAGCGUUGUCAAGAACAUCAGACGGAGGUUCCGUGUCACCGUCGAUUUCUCCAAGCGUUCCAAAGCAUCAGCUAUGCUCCAAGCCAAUCUGCUGGUUUGAUUUUAGAAUUAUCUCUUGAAAGAUUUCAGAUUUGGUUCAGUCCCUUAAAGGGCUUCAAAUUUUCAUAAAAGUGAUUUCUUUUUCUUCCCUCAAGAUGGCCACUCCUUUAUUGAACUUGUCAAUUUCAUCUGCGUGUAGUCUUUGUCCUUUGGCCUGUUGGGGUGCAAUUUGGGAUCUGUUUUUUGGCCAUACAGUUUUGGGUUACUGGAACCGAAACUGUUGGUUUAAGUCACUUGGAUGUGCUUCAAAUUUUCAUAAAAGUGCUUUCUUCCCUCAAGAUGCCCACUUGUUUAUUGAACUUGUCAAUUUCAUAAACAUGGAUAGAAUAAAACUUUAAUAUCUGAAUUGUUUUGGCUUUAUUUUGGUGUGGAGACUGGGGUGAUCCUCAGGGACAAUGCAUCUACAUGGUAUGAUCAUGGAUUAGGGAGUGAAAAGUUUUAGAGGAAUGCUAAGGACACUCUAUUUAUGGUUAUUGCUGUGUUAGGGUUUCUUUGGGCUAAAGGGAAAGCUCUAUUUAAUCUCUGUGGUCCAGAUGCUGAUUUGAUUUGGAACACACUUAUUUUCAGUUCAUUUGCCUUCUGUCAGCUAACCUUUUUUACUUCCAAUAUAUGUUCAAAGUAACAGUUUGUGAUAUAACUGUUGAGUAAUAUGAAAUCACAGACAGGGUUUUAUAGUUAUAUCUAGAGAAAAUCAGGGAAUGAAAAAUUUUAGAGGAA
Molecule: messenger RNA, 1192 nt
Organism: Rubroshorea leprosula
Lineage: Eukaryota; Viridiplantae; Streptophyta; Magnoliopsida; Malvales; Dipterocarpaceae
Source: the annotation of a GenBank genome assembly